This is a messenger RNA of Plasmodium falciparum 3D7, 963 nucleotides long. RefSeq lists its product as uncharacterized. NCBI's taxonomy places the organism in Eukaryota, Apicomplexa, Aconoidasida, Haemosporida, Plasmodiidae. The record is from RefSeq and is a predicted model, not a curated record.
AUGGCCGCUUUUAAACCUUACCGGUUCAUAAUUUUCGACCAGCAAAUAAAAAAUAACCAGUUCUAUAAAAGUAUUAUUACUCAACUGAACUUAUCAUUAUUGUGUAAAGAAAUAUAUCUUAAUGAAUCCUUUUCCUGUUAUCAAUAUGAAAAAUUGUUUUUAAAAAAGUUGGUAUAUUAUUCUUUUAAUAAUUUGGGGAAUAACUUGAAGGCAAGGGAAAUAAAAUGUUCAGGUCACUCAUCAGUAGAUACGGGCGAACAUAAAUUACAACAAUUAAUAAACAAUGUAAAUAAAAAUGAAAAUAAAAAUAUAAAUAUAAAUAAAAAUAUAAAUAAAAAUAUAAAUAAAAAUGUAAAUAUAAACAAUGCUGACCAUAAUAAAUGUUCGGAUAAUUCAUCUGAUUAUCACAAUUUUUAUGAAAAUGAAUGCAUGAACAAUUUAAAUUUAAUAAAUGACCUUGGGGAUAGACAUAAAAAUCAUCCUUUAUACAAUGUAAUGAUGAAAAAUAAAAAAAAGGAAUUAACUACACAAAGUGAUAUAAAUAAAUUAGUAAGCUUUCAUAUAUAUGAUAACAAAAAUGAGAAAACAUUUAAAAAUAUAUUAAGUUUAAAUGAUACAUAUAAUAUAGAUCAUAUGAAUAUAUUAUGUUUAAAUAAUUAUAAGCCUAUAUUCAACAUGUUAGAAAAUUACAGUAUAAAUAAUAAAAGGAUAUCUAUUUAUUAUCCUUUUUAUAUAAUAAAUGACGAUAAAAAUAAUAAACCUCAAAGUAACUUAUAUACAAAGGUUGCAGAUUAUUGUUAUAAUAUAGUUAGCGAUAUAUUACCUCUAAAUUAUAAAAACAUAAACUUAUCAGAUAUAAUAAAAGCAAUAAUUAUUAACACUGAACUAUGUCAGAAUGAAGGAAAUGAGAGAAUGGAGGUCCUCAAAUUUAUGGACAUCAUGGACAUAAUAGGAAAGAACUAG